Molecule: messenger RNA, 7303 nt
Organism: Dama dama (fallow deer)
Lineage: Eukaryota; Metazoa; Chordata; Mammalia; Artiodactyla; Cervidae
Gene: WDPCP
Product: WD repeat containing planar cell polarity effector
Exons: 16
Coding region: 1-1950 (649 amino acids)
Biological process (GO): establishment of protein localization; nervous system development; cilium organization
Cellular component (GO): axonemal basal plate
Molecular function (GO): protein binding
Source: RefSeq, a predicted model, not a curated record
AUGCGUGGGGUUUGCGGGGACGCCCUCUCAGGGGCGGCUGGGGGCUGCGCAUCUUCCACACUCAGGAGACAGGAUAGAGAUUCCUUCUGCCAUCAGAUGUCAUUCUGCUUGACUGAACUACACCUGUGGUCUUUGAAGAAUACCUUACACAUUGGCGAUAGAGACAUUGGGAUCUACCAGUAUUAUGACAAGAAAGAGCCAUCAGCAACAGAUCAUGGUAACUUAGAAGAAAAGCAGAGACUGGCAGAAUCACGAGAUUUUCCAUGGACGCUCAAAAACAGACGCCCAGAAAAACUUCGAGACUCACUCAAGGAGUUGGAGGAGCUGAUGCAAAACAGUCAGUGUGUGCUGAGCAAAUGGAAGAACAAAUACGUCUGUCAGCUCCUGUUUGGUUCAGGUGUGCUGGCGUCCCUAAGCCUUUCCGGGCCGCAGCUGGAGAAAGUGGUGAUUGAUAGAAGCCUGGUGGGGAAGCUCAUCUCAGACACCGUCAGCGAUGCUCUUCUCACAGACGGCUUCAUCAUCCUAUCGUUUUUGGCACAAAACAAGCUGUGUUUUAUUCAGUUUGCCAAGAAGAUGAGCUCUCCUGAUACAAACAGAAGGCUGGAAAAGCUCUCAGCCUUGGACUAUAAGAUUUCCUAUUAUGAAAUCCCUGGCCCAGUAAAUAGGACAACACAGCGUCGUCUCGCUAUCAGUUGUGUUCAAGACACAAUUGUUUGCUGGUGGCCACUGGUCAGUGAUGAUGCUUGGCCUUGGACCCCGAUUUCUUCUGAGAAGGACAGAGCCAAUCUGUUGCUCCUGAGUUAUGCUCAAGGAACGCUGGAGGUUCUGAGUUCUGUACGCACAGAAUGGGACCCACUGGAUGUUCGCUUUGACACCAAACAUCCUAAUCAGGUGUUGACAGUGGAGUGCUCCAUCAGUGUAGACAGAGAGCCCGCGGCUGACAGCUGCGUCUAUGAAUGUGUUCGGAACAAAAUCCAGUGUGUAUCAGUCACCAGAAUACCACUAAAAUCAAAGGCCAUUAGUUGUUGCAGGAAUGCUACUGAAGACAAACUGAUUCUGGGCUGUGAAGAUUCUUCAGUAAUUCUUUAUGAAACUCACCGUAGAGUGACUCUCUUAGCUCAGGCUGAACUUCUGCCUUCAUUAAUAAGCUGCCACCCAAGUGGGGCCAUUCUCCUAGUUGGCAGUAACCAAGGGGAGCUGCAAAUAUUUGAUAUGGCUCUUUCUCCUAUUAACAUCCAGCUUUUGGCUGAAGACAACUCACCUAGGGAGACUCUACAAUUCAAAAAAUUCUUUGAUGUUUCUAGCAGUCUUGUUCAAAUGCAGUGGAUAGCGCCUCAGGUUGUUUCUAAGAAGCCUGAAAGUGGGGACAUCUAUAAUCUCCUCUUCCUCAGGUUUGACAGAGGACCUUUGGGUGUACUUCUGUUUAAACUUGGUAUCUUCACACAAGGACACCUGGGUCUGGUAGACAUCAUCUUCCAGUAUGUUCACUGUGAUGAGAUCUAUGAGGCAAUAAACAUCCUGAGUAGUAUGAACUGGGACACUCUGGGCUAUGAGUGCUUUAUCAGCAUGUGUGCCAUUGUAAACCAUCUUCUUAGACAAAAGCUCACACCAGAGAGAGAAGCACAGCUUGAGGCAAGCCUUGGAACCUUCUAUGCUCCAACAAGACCACUCCUGGAUACGACUGUAUUAGAAUACAGAGACCAAAUCAGCAAAUAUGCAAGGAGAUUCUUCCACCACUUGCUCAGGUACCAAAGAUUUGAAAAGGCAUUUCUGUUAGCUGUUGACAUUGGUGCUCGUGACCUGUUUAUGGACAUCCAUUACCUUGCACUAGAUAAGGGAGAACUAGCACUAGCUGAAGUGGCAAGAAGGAGAGCUAGUGAUAUUGAUGCAGAAUCAAUAACCUCUGGAGUUGGAGACUGGAGCAGAUAUGUGGAACAGAAGCACCAUUGAGAAAGAAAGAAAAGAGUGGCUCCUGAAGUUACUUAAGAGAGACUACAAACCAACAACAAUAAAACAAAACUAAUAACCAAAUUAUAGUGGUCCUUGUCUACUAAUGGCCUAUACCUGGAUAUCCUGUAAACUGUUUUUUUUUAUCCUCUACCUAUUCUCUUGUUUUCCAUUGGUAUGAUAUUAUCUCUUAGCAUUGCCAGUUAUUUUUACUGAAUUCUAAUUAUUGAAUUAAAAAAUUAUACAUGUAUCAAUGGUGUUAUAUUCCUCCAGAGAAGAUUUUCCUUUUCCUGUGCUGGGCAAGAAGAAUGAGGGAUGACAACUUUAAUCCAGUCAGUAAAUGUGCUAAAUUGAUGCUGGGUUGUAAUUUUAGUAAAAUUCAGCCUACCUCUGACCUUCCUCUAUACCUACGUGUGUGUGUACAUACAUACAUACACAAAGACACAUAUAAUAAUGUUAUAUAUAUUGUAUAUGAUACAAUUUGUGGCAAGUGAAAAAGAUAAAAUUAAAAAAUUUUAUCCAGAUUUUUAUUUCUUCUCAGAUGGAAUUCUCAUGCGAUGCAAACUCUUCCACUCUACUUAAUAUUGUCUUAUCUUUCAAGUACAUCUUGAAUUUUAUUGGAUAUUAGUGUACUUACAAUAUUGCGUUAAUUUCAGGUAUACAGCAAAGUGGUUCAGUUACACAUACAUUCCGUUUUUUCAGAUUCUUUUCUCAUAUAGGUUAUUAUAGAAUAUUAAGUACAGUUCCACAUGCUAUACAGUAGAUCCUGGUUAUCUGUUUCCCAAGAUCCUAGUUUAUCCCUCCCCGCAACUUUUUCCUUUGAUAGCUGUAAGUUUGUUUUUGAAAUCUGUGUGAGUGUGGUUUUCUUUUUUUUAAAUCAGCUCAUUUAUAUCAUUUGUUUAAAUUCUACAUAUAAGUGAUAAUAUAUUUGUCUAUCUCUAUCUGACUUCACUUUACUUCGUAUAAUAAUUUAUAGAUCCAUCUAUGUUCCUGCAAAUGACAUUAUUUCAUUCUUUUUUAUGGCUGAGUAGUAUUACAGUGAUAUUUUUACUAAUUCUUCCUUAUCCACUCCUCUGCCUAUGGACAUUUAGGGUGCAUUCAUGUCUUGGCUGUUGUAAACAGUGCUUCUGUGAACACUGGGGUGCAUGUAUCUUUUCAAAUUAUAGUUUUCUCUGGAUAUAUAUAUGCCCAGGAAUGGGAUUCUUGGAUCAUAUAGUAGUUCUAUUGUUUAGUUUUUUUAGGGAACCUCCAUAGUGGUUGUACCAAUUUACACUUCCACUAAUAGUGUAGGUGGGUUCAGUUUUCUACACACCCUCUUCAGCAUUUGUUUCUAGACUUUUUCAUGAUGGCCAUUCUAACCAGUAUGAGGUGAUGAUACUUCAUUGCAAUUCAGAUUUGCACUUCUCUAAUAAUUAGUGAUGUUGAGCAUCUUUUCAUGUACUUUUUGGCCAUUUCUUUGGAAAAAUGUCUAUUUAGAUCUUUUGCCCAUUUUUUGAUUGGGUUUUAUUUUUUUUCCUUUUUCUUUUUUUGACAUACAGCUAGCUGCAUGAGCUAUUUGUAUAUUUUGGAGAUUAAUCCCUUGUUGGUCACUUCAUUUGCAAAUAUUUUCUCCUAUGCUGUGAGUUGUCUCUGCAUUUUAUUGAUGGUUUCCUUUGCUGUGCAAAGCUCUUAAGUUGAAUCACAUCUUUGUUUUUGAUAAUUACAAAGAUAAUAACCAUUUACCUUUGUUUUUAUUUUCAUUGGUCUAGGAGAUGGAUUCAAAAAGAUAUUGCAGCAAUUUAUGUCAAACAGUGUUCUAUGUUUCCCUCUAAGAAUUUUAUAGUUUCUGGCCCUACAUUUAGGUCUUUGAUCCAUUUUGAGUUUUUUUGUGUAUGGUGCAUACACAAAAUUUCUUGUGUAUGGUGAUACACAAAAUUCUCAUUUCAUCCUUUUACAUUUAGCUGCCCAGUUUUCCCAGCACUGUUUGUUGUAGAGACUAUCUUUCCUCCAUUGUAUAGUCUUCUCUGUUGUACACUAGUUGACCACAGGUUCAUAGGUUUAUUUCUGGGCUUCCUCUCCUGUUCCAUUGAUCUAUUAUAUAUUUUUGUGCCAGUACCAUACUUUAUUGAUGACCAUAGCUUUGUCGGGUGCCAGGAAGCCUGAUUCCUCCGGCUCUGUUUUUCUUUCUCAGGAUUUUUUUUUGCUAUUUGGGUCUUUUCUGUAUCCAUAUGAAUUUCAAGAUUUUUUUGGUCCUAGUUCUGUGAAAAAUGCCAUUGGUAAUUUGAUAGCAAUUGCACUGAAUCUUUAGAUUGCCUUGGGUAGUAUAAUCAUUUUGACAAUAUUGAUUCUUCUAACCUAAGAACAUGGUUUAUCUCUCCAUCUGUUAGUAUCAUCUUUGAUUUCUUUCAUCAGUGUCUUAUAGUUUUUCACAGUACAGUUAUUUUGUCUCCCUAGGUAGUUUUAUUCCUAGGGAUUUUAUUCUUUUUUGAUGUGUUGGCAAAUGGGAUUAUUACCUUAAUUUCUCUUCCGAAUCUUUCAUUGCUAGUGUAAAGAAAUGCAAUAGAUUUCUGUGUGUUAAUUUUGUAACCUGCAACUUUACCCAGCUCACUGAUAAGCUCUAGUAGUUUUCUGGUAACAUCUUUAGGGUUUUCUAUAUACAGUAUCAUUUCAGCUACAAACAGUGACAAUUUUACUUCUUCUCUUCCCAUUUGGAUUCUUUUUUUCUCUGAUUGCCAUGACUAGGACUUCCAAAACUAUGCUGAAUCAAAGGGGCAAGCAUGGACAUCCUUAUCUUGUUCCUGAUCUUAGAGGAAAUGCUCUUAGUUUUUCAAUAUUGAGAAGGAUGUUAAUGGGGAUUUGUCACAUAUGGGCUCUAUUAUUUUGAGGUAGGUUCCCUCUAUGACCAGUUUCUGGAGUUUCUAGCUCACUUAUUCACUUCCACCUCAUUUUUUUUCUGCUAUUGAUUCCAAAUAUGACAAACCCAUAACUUAUAUCAUACUUACCACUAAGUGGGAAGUUUAACACUUUUCCUCUUAGAUGAGUAAUAAGACAAGGACACCCACCCUUGCUACUUUGAAUCAAUAGAGUAUUGGCUGUUUUAACAAGAGCAAUUAAGGAAGAAAAAGAAAUAAAAAACAUUUAAGUCAAAAAGGAAGAAGAAAAGCUGUCACUAUUUGCAGAUAAUAUAUACAGAAAACCCUAAAGACUCCCCACAAAGAACUAUUAAACAAAUUUAGUACACUCUCAGGAUACAAAAUCAAUUUUCAAAAAUCUGUUGCAUUCCUAUACACUAAUAUUGAACUAUCAGAAAGAAAAAUUAAGAGAACAAUCCUAUUUUCAAUUGCACCAUAAAGACUAGGAAUAAAUUUAGCCAACAAAGUGAAUGACCUGAACACUGAAAACUACAAAAUUGAAAAGAAAUUGAAGAAGACACAGUAAGUGGAAAGAUAAAUCGUGUUCAUGGAUUGGAAGAAUAUUGUUCACAUUUCCAUACUAUCAAAAGCAACCUACAGAUUCAAUGCAAUCCCCAUCAAAAUUCCAAUGGCAUUUUUCACAGAAAUCAAACCAACAAUCUUAAUUUGUACAGAAAUACAAAAGACCCAAAAUAGCCAAAACAGUCUUGGGGAAGAACAAAGCUGUAACGUCAAGCUUCCUCAUUACUGUAGUAAUCAAAACAAAGUGUGGUACAGGCAUUAAAAUAGACACAGAGACCCAUAACAUAGAAUGGAGGGUCCAGAAAUAAAUUCAUGCAAAUAUAGUCAACUAACUUACAACAAAGGAGCCAAGAAUACUCAAUGAGGAUAGAACAGACUCUUUAAUAAACGGCAUUAGGACUGUACAACUGUACAGCCAUGUGCAAAGGAAUUACUGAACCACUCUCUCAUAUUCAGCAUACAGAAAAUUAAUUCAAGAUGGAUCAAAGACUUGAAAAUAAGAUGUGAAGUCAUGAAACUUCUAGAAGAAAACAUAGGAAAGCUCCUUGACAUGUCUUGACAAUGAUAUUUUGGAUUUGACAUCAAAAGUAAAACAAGUAAGUAGGACUAAAGCAAAAUAACUGCGACCAUCAACGAAAUAAAAAAGCAACUAAUAGAGUGAGAGAAAAUAUUUGCAAAUCAUAUUUCUGAUAAGGGGUGAAUAUCCACAAUCUAUAUAAAGAACUCACACAACUAAACAGAAAAAAAUUGAACAAUCCAGUUUAAAGUGGGCAGAGGAUCUGAAUAGACAUUUUUCCAAAGAAAACAUAAAGAUUGACAAAAGGUACAUGAAAAAAUGCUCAUAAUUAAGGAUAUGCAAAUCAAAAAACAAUGGGAUAGCACUUCACACCUGUGAAAUGAUUGUUCUUAAAAGAAAUAACAUGUGUUUGUGAGGAUAUGGGGAAAGGGACCUUUAACCUUUGGUGUGAGUGUAAACCAGCACAGCCACUAUGGAAAACAGUAUGAAAUUUCUCAAAAAAUUAAAAAUGGAACUACCAUAUGAUCAAGCAAUUCCACUUCUAGGUCGUUUAUUUGAAGGAAACAAAGACACUCAAAAUGACAUCUGCACGUUCACAUUCACUGAAGCAUUAUUUGCAAUAGCCAAGACAUCAUGGGUAUACAGGUAUGCACAUGCACACACAACGUAAUGUUGUUAAGCCAGUAAAUGAAAAUGGAAAUCUUGCCAUUUGUCAUAACAUGGAAGGAUUUUGAGAGCAUCAUGCUAAGUGAAAUAAGUCAGAGAAAUACAAACACUGUAUGGUCUUACUAUACGUGGAGUCUAAGAAAAACCCAUGAAUACAGAGAGCAGAUCUGUAGUUACUAGAGGCAGAGGCUGGAUGAGAUGAAAUGAAGUUGCUGAAAAGGUACAAAGUUCUGGUUGUAAGAUAAUGUUCUGGUAAAGUAAUAUACAUCAUGGUGACUACACUUAACAGUACUGUAUUGCAUAUUCAUGUGUAUGGUGUCAGAAAGUGUUCUAGUUUCAUUCUUUUACAAGUGGUUGACCAGUUUUCCCAGCACCACUUGUUAAAGAGGUUGUCUUUUUUCCAUUGUAUAUCCUUGCCUCCUUUGUCAAAGAUAAGGUGUCCAUAGGUUCGUGGAUUUAUCUCUGGGCUUUCUAUUCUGUUCCAUUGAUCUAUAUUUCUGUCUUUGUGCCAGUACCAUACUGUCUUGAUGACUGUGGCUUUGUAGUAGAGUCUGAAGUCAGGCAGGUUGAUUCCUCCAGCUCCAUUCUUCUUUCUCAAGAUUACUUUGGCUAUUCGAGGUUUUUUGUAUUUCCAUACAAAUUGUGAAAUUCUUUGGUCUAGUAAAUACAAAAGUUCUCAUCACAGAAAAAAGAACUGUAACUGUGUAUGGUGAUGGAAACUAAUCUUAUAUAAUUUACACAUAUAUAUUUAUGAUAUAUC